AUGCAGAGACUGGCAACUAUCCAUUCAGUGCCCCUUCCCAGCCCGGAACGGUUUGAACUCGGAACUUUGGAGUGUCGGCAGGUUGCUGUGACAGGAAGACAUUGUUUGACGGACAGUUUACUCUUAUUGCUCGGUUCCGGCUUGUUGCUGCUGCCGGUGUGUCCUCCGGGUGCUGAGAGGUGAGGAGGGACACAGGGUGGGAACCCGAGUCCUUGCUUUCUCUGUGAGGCUGCAAGUCUGGGGAAGUUUAAAUAAAGUUAUUGCCUUUUCCCAUAGGGCUUGGCACAAAUAUUAGGGUGUAGACCCCCCUGUAUCCCCUCUAUAUGUCACUCCAUGGGUUAUUAGGGUGUAUCCCCCCCUGUAUCCCCUCUAUAUGUCACUCCAUGGGUUAUUAGGGUAUAGACCCCCCUGUAUCCCCUCUAUAAGCCACUCCAUGGGUUAUUAGGGUGUAUCCCCCCCUGUAUCCCCUCUAUAUGUCACUCCAUGGGUUAUUAGGGUGUAUCCCCCCCUGUAUCCCCUCUAUAUGCCACUCCAUGGGUUAUUAGGGUGUAGACCCCCCUGUAUCCCCUCUAUAUGUCACUCCAUGGGUUAUUAGGGUGUAGCCCCCCCUGUAUCCCCUCUAUAUGGCACUCCAUGGGUUAUUAGGGUGUAUCCCCCCUGUAUCCCCUCUAUAUGUCACUCCAUGGGUUAUUAGGGUGUAUCCCCCCUGUAUCCCCUCUAUAUGUCACUCCAUGGGUUAUUAGGGUGUAGACCCCCCCUGUAUCCCCUCUAUAUGUCACUCCAUGGGUUAUUAGGGUGUAGACCCCCCUGUAUCCCCUCUAUAUGUCACUCCAUGGGUUAUUAGGGUGUAGACCCCCUGUAUCCCCUCUAUAUGUCACUCCAUGGGUUAUUAGGGUGUAUCCCCCCCUGUAUCCCCUCUAUAUGUCACUCCAUGGGUUAUUAGGGUGUAGACCCCCUGUAUCCCCUCUAUAUGUCACUCCAUGGGUUAUUAGGGUGUAGACCCCCUGUAUCCCCUCUAUAUGUCACUCCAUGGGUUAUUAGGGUGUAGACCCCCCUGUAUCCCCUUUAUAUGUCACUCCAUGGGUUAUUAGGGUGUAGACCCCCUGUAUCCCUUCUAUAUGCCCCUCCAUGGGUUAUUAGGGUGUAGCCCCCCCCGUAUCCCCUCUAUAUGUCACUCCAUGGGUUAUUAGGAUGUAGACCCCCUGUAUCCCCUCUAUAUGUCACUCCAUGGGUUAUUAGGGUGUAGACCCCCUGUAUCCUCUCUAUAUGUCACUCCAUUGGUUAUUAGGAUGUAUCCCCCCUGUAUCCCCUCUAUAUGUCACUCCAUGGGUUAUUAGGGUGUAUCCCCCCUGUAUCCCCUCUAUAUGUCACUCCAUGGGUUAUUAGGGUGUAUCCCCUCUAUAUGUCACUCCAUGGGUUACCCUAAUAACCCAUGGAGGGGCAUAUUAUAUAUCUUUUGGGAAUCUGUAAAGGCGUGGUGUUUAGCAGUCGUCUUUUUCUUUCUUUCUUUUUUUCUUUUUUCUUUCCCCACAACAUCUUGAGUGAUAGACUGUGUUUUUGGUUUUGUAGAAAAGAAAAACUCUUCCUCACUGUCUGUCUUCAUUCAGUAUGUUUUUCUGCCUUACUGGUCUGUAGAACCGCUCUUGUGGAGGCCCUUAGCGGAGUCUGGAAGGGGUCCAGUGGCCGUGGACUGACCAUGGAGAAAAUGGCCAGAGUCACCACGGCCCUGGGGGGCAAUACCCUGACCGGUCGCACAAUGUUUUGCCACCUGGAUGCCCCUGCCAAUGCAAUCAGCGUUUGCCGUGAUGCAGCUCAAGUAGUGGUUGCUGGUCGAAACAUCUUCAAAAUCUAUUCGAUGGAGGAGGAUCACUUCGCGGAAAAGUUAAACCUGAGGGUAGGUCGUAAGCCCUCUCUCAACUUUAGCUGUGCCGACGUAGUGUGGCACCAAAUGGAUGAGAAUCUGUUGGCUACAGCUGCUACUAAUGGCGUAGUGGUGACGUGGAAUCUUGGCAAGCCGUCCAGAAACAAACAAGACCAACUCUUUACAGAGCACAAGAGGACUGUGAAUAAGGUCUGUUUCCACCCAACUGAGGUAUACAUGCUGCUGAGUGGCUCACAAGAUGGAUACAUGAAAUGCUUUGACCUGCGUAAAAAGGACUCUGUCAGCACUUUCUCAGGUAACUUUGAAUAACUUACUUUAUAGGUGUCUCUAAUGUAUGUGUUAUGGUGAUAAUUGUGGUUGUUUGCAAAGGAUUGAUUUGAAUGCAGUGCAUUGUUUUUAGCAACGUAAAAGGUCUGUGUGAGCGCUGGCGUAAUAUUGAAGAAUAAGUAUUCGCUCUGGGCUGUGUACAGUCAUAAAGGGGAGCCUGCCAGGAGGCUUUGCAGCUUCUGCAGUAAGCUCUGCUGACAUAGCAAUUCACUCUGUUUUAAUAUUCCUUUUAAAUCUAUAAAAAAAAGCUGGAGCUUUCAUGGUCAAAUUUUUGUCAAUUCCCAGAGCCAUGAGAUUUGGAAUAUAUUUUGGGAUGCCCCAUAAAGCCCAGUGAUUUAGUCUAUGGAGUACAGCUAGUGAUGCGGGCUGAAGUGUUAAAAAAUGACCGCGCCUGCAAGGUAAAUCUUCAGGUGAACUUGAAUUGCUUUGUUGUACUCCCUGGCCUACUCAUGCCGAGCUGGAAUAUAACCUUCAGGUCUUAUUUCAAAAUAUACAAAUACCCUUAGGAUGACAGAGCUGCUUUAAUUGGUCGAUGAUGCCAGGUCCACUUGUUUUGGAGAACUAAAACUUGAUUUCUAAAUUAAAGAAUAACCUAACCUCCAUAUUGCAUCUAACAUUUGUGGGUGCCUGGAGUGUCUCUUUAAUGUCGUUUGUAAGCAGUUGUAUCACACAUCUUGUGAUUUUUUUUAUUUUAUUUUUUUUUUAAAGAGAUCUUGGCCUGUUGACUAGAAGGAGAUGAGUGUUUACAUUACUACCGUCUGUGUUGACCGUAUGGAGGAGGGGAAGUAACCACAGGCAGGGUUCUGCAAAUAGAAAAUGCACUACUCAGCAGUCUCUUAGUAUCCUAGUGCAAACAGUAUCUUAACACCAGUGUUAAUGUGAAGCUUUCACAGUUAGCAGUUGGUGUUUAAUUUAUCAGAGCGCAAUUUUGUUAUGUAUAAAUCACAAAGACCAUGAAAAUAGUGUUAUUUAGUUUAAAAUAAAAAUUGGCAAUGCCAGAGUAGCAUUUUUCUGAACAUUCAAUAAACACAUUCUCUUCAAUAACAAGAAAUCAUGAAGACUGGGAGGUGGGUGGAAAAUGGUUCCAAUAAUUUGGAGCUGUAAUACUGCUUAGUUACACACCUUGUGCCAUGAUCUGUCAGGCUAUUUGUUGCAGAGCUGCAAUUUUAUAAUCCCAGGAUCUCUGCUGGUAGAAUGCAAUAACCAAGUACAAAGCUGGAAGCAGGCAAUAUUCCCAAAUCCUCCCAAGAACCAGACGAAACACAGUCUGAGAGUCAACUGCCACUUUAUUAAAAAUAACUGAUAUUUAAAGCAGGUCACUCAACAGGGGUUUCCAAAGAUGGGCAGCAGGGGUUUUGGUUGAGGGGACUGGAGGGAGACUACCGUUUCCAGGUCCUCCUCCCAACAGCCCCUGCUGUAACAUACAGUAAUGAAAACUACGAGGACAUAAACCGUUACCUUUCUACUUCAAAAUAUACAACUUAGUCAGUUUUAAUAGCAAUGCUAACGAAUGGGGAGGAUUCGAACAGACAUACACAGUACAGCAUAAAUUAAACAUAGCCGGAGACGCCACACUAUACCGGCGCGCAGUACACAACAGAAAAUAGGCACAACCAUUCUAUCUUAGGCAGUCCCAAGUGGCUAGGUUUGCCACACUAUUAUUGGGAAUUAAAGAUGCCCAUGUUUAUUAUAAUAAAGGAUCACUAUAUGGUCAGGAACAAAAACAUGUAUUCCUGACCCUAUAGUGUUAAAACCACCAUCUAGCCCCUCAUGCCUCCAUAAAUAUAGUAAAAAUCUUACUGUAUUCAAGCCUGAAGCUGUAACUCUGCAUGCUGUUAGACUCAGAAAAACAAGCAGUCUGCUGACAUCAUUAGAAGUGGUGGCCUAAUCCAAUCACAGUGCUUCCCCAUAGGAUUGGCUGAGACUGACAAAGAGGCAGAUCAGGGGCAGAACCAGCAUGAUUCAAACACAGCCCUGGCCAAUCAGCAUCUCCUCAUAGAGAUUAAUUGAAUCAAUGAAUCUCUAUGAGGAAAGUUCAAUGUCUGCAUGCAGAGGGAGGAGACACUGAAUGUUUGGAUGCAUUUUAGGCAGCCAUGACCCAGGAAGGAUCUCUAACAGCCAUCUGAGGAGUGGCCAGUGAAGUUAUCACUAGGCUGUAAUGUAAACACUGCAUUUUCUCUGAAAAGACAGUGCUUACAGCAAAAAGCCUGAAGGUAAUGAUUCUACUCACCAGAACAAAUUCAAUAAGCUGUAGUUGUUCUGGUGACUAUAUAGUGUCCCUUUAAUAUGUGGUGCUUUAUUUUUCUUAAAAUUUUUAUAUGAAAGUGAGGGAAAGCAUUUGGGAGAGGUAAGAUAUAGGGGGAAAACACCCAAAACUGAGCAUUAUUGAGGCUAUAGGAAGGCAGAGAGACCUCAAUUUGGUGAGGGAGGGAAUAACAUAAUGCACAUGUAUGGCAAGCAUCGCACACAUUAGUCCUGUGCCAUAGGAAAGCAUUGAAUCAGUUCUUUCCUAUGGGGGAUGUAGAUGCUGGACAUUCUCAUGCAAAGCGGAAUCCAAUGUUGUUUCACAGUGUUAAACUCCAUGACACAGCAAGAGGCGCAUCUACUGCCUGUCUGGUUCAACCCUGCAAUGUAAACAUUGCAAUUUCUCUGAAGCUGCAAUGUUUUUUAGAUUGCUGGAAUAAGGGGACAGGGACACUGCACUCAGAUCACUUCAAUGAGAUGUAGUGGUCUGUGUUCCUAUAUUGUCCCUAAAAUACGGGCACUGCACAUGCUACAUAGGCUGAAAAGAGACCUGUGUCCAUCAAGUCCAACUGUUCUUACAUCAGUUUUUGCUGUUGAUCCAGAAGAAGGCAAAAAACUCAGUUUGCAGCACUUUCCAUUUUUGCAAGAACCUGGGAAAAACGAUCACCAUAAUGGCAGUCAGAUUUCUCCAUGUAUCAAGAUGCUGUUUCAGGGUAGCUUAUACAGGGAGUGCAGAAUUAUUAGGCAAAUGAGUAUUUUGACCACAUCAUCCUCUUUAUGCAUGUUGUCUUACUCCAAGCUGUAUAGGCUCGAAAGCCUACUACCAAUUAAGCAUAUUAGGUGAUGUGCAUCUCUGUAAUGAGAAGGGGUUUGGUCUAAUGACAUCAACACCCUAUAUCAGGUGUGCAUAAUUAUUAGGCAACUUCCUUUCCUUUGGCAAAAUGGGUCAAAGAAGGACUUGACAGGCUCAGAAAAGUCAAAAAUAGUGAGAUAUCUUGCAGAGGGAUGCAGCACUCUUAAAAUUGCAAAGCUUCUGAAGCGUGAUCAUCGAACAAUCAAGCGUUUCAUUCAAAAUAGUCAACAGGGUCGCAAGAAGCGUGUGGAAAAACCAAGGCGCAAAAUAACUGCCCAUGAACUGAGAAAAGCCAAGCGUGCAGCUGCCACGAUGCCACUUGCCACCAGUUUGGCCAUAUUUCAGAGCUGCAACAUUACUGGAGUGCCCAAAAGCACAAGUUGUGCAAUACUCAGAGACAUGGCCAAGGUAAGAAAGCCUGAAAGACGACCACCACUGAACAAGACACACAAGCUGAAGCGUCAAGACUGGGCCAAGAAAUAUCUCAAGACUGAUUUUUCUAAGGUUUUAUGGACUGAUGAAAUGAGAGUGAGUCUUGAUGGGCCAGAUGGAUGGGCCCGUGGCUGGAUUGGUAAAGGGCAGAGAGCUCCAGUGCGACUCAGGCGCCAGCAAGGUGGAGGUGGAGUACUAGUUUGGGCUGGUAUCAUCAAAGAUGAGCUUGUGGGGCCUUUUCGGGUUGAGGAUGGAGUCAAGCUCAACUCCCAGUCCUACUGCCAGUUCCUGGAAGGCACCUUCUUCAAGCAGUGGUACAGGAAGAAGUCUGCAUCCUUCAAGAAAAACAUGAUUUUCAUGCAGGACAAUGCUCCAUCACACGCGUCAAAGUACUCCACAGCGUGGCUGGCAAGAAAGGGUAUAAAAGAAGAAAAUCUAAUGACAUGGCCUCCUUGUUCACCUGAUCUGAACCCCAUUGAGAACUUGUGGUCCAUCAUCAAAUGUGAGAUUUACAAGGAGGGAAAACAGUACACCUCUCUGAACAGUGUCUAGGAGGCUGUGGUUGCUGCUGCACGCAAUGUUGAUGGUGAACAGAUCAAAACACUGACAGAAUCCAUGGAUGGCAGGCUUUUGAGUGUCCUUGCAAAGAAAGGUGGCUAUAUUGGUCACUGAUUUGUUUUGUUUUGUUUUUGAAUGUCAGAAAUGUAUAUUUGUGAAUGUUGAGAUGUUAUAUUGGUUUCACUGGUAAUAAUAAAUAAUUGAAAUGGGUAUAUAUUUGUUUUUUGUUAAGUUGCCCAAUAAUUAUGCACAGUAAUAGUCACCUGCACACACAGAUAUCCCCCUAACAUAGCUAUAACUAAAAACAAACUAAAAACUACUUCCAAAAAUAUUCAGCUUUGAUAUUAAUGAGUUUUUUGGGUUCAUUGAGAACAUGGUUGUUGUUGUUCAAUAAUAAAAUUAAUCCUCAAAAAUACAACUUGCCUAAUAAUUCUGCACUCCCUGUACAUGAAAUGAUCUCUGUGUGCGCUUUAAAUGUGAAUUUUUUUUUUUUCCACUGUAAAAUAUUAAUACAUAUCGUGGAAGAGUUUAAUUAUAUCUAUACAUUCAGAUUGAAGCUAGACUUUUUUUUUUUUCCUGUUUUUAAUUUUUUGGAAAUAUUUUUGACAAUUUAAAAAACAAAAACAAGCCCCCCAACUUAUUCUAAUGAUUUUAAACUUUCUAGGUCAGUCUGAGAGUGUUCGAGAUGUGCAAUUCAGUAUCCGGGACUACUUCACCUUUGCGGCCACUUUUGAGAACGGAAAUGUACAGCUCUGGGAUAUUAGGAGGCCAGACCGAUGUGAGCGGAUGUUUACUGCCCACAAUGGGCCUGUUUUCUGUUGUGAUUGGCACCCCGAGGACAGGUAGGAACCCAGUUUUUAACAAAUGCCUGCACUCUUGUGGGGGGUGACUCUUGCGUGUUUUGGUGUAUAGAUCAUGCCCCUGCAUUUCUCUGCCAUUUAGGAGUUAAAUCACUUUGUUUAUGCAGUCCUAGUCCCCGUGCAUAUGACCUAUUCAGUCUCCCUACUUAUUUCCUGUAAAGAGACAUCUCAUGUUCAUACUUUAUUGUAAAGUCUGAAUUUAGAAUUACUUAUAUCGUUCUGUUAAUAGCCCUCUAGCCUCCUGUGUGUAAUUAAAAGCAGGAGAUAAAAACUUUAUAAAGUAAACGGGUCUGAAUGAAAUAAAAAAAAUUUUCAUGUUGGCUCUUUGAACAAACAAAAGUGAUUUUUAACUCUUUUAAAUAGUAGAGAAUUGUGCAUGAUCUAUAUACCAAAACGGCUUUGUUAAGCUAACGUUGUUUUGGUGCUUAUAGUCUCCAUGAUGUUCGGUUUUGUCAUUUUCCUUUACCUCUCAAUUUGUGUCCACGCCCUUUUAUAGAGGAUGGCUAGCCACUGGUGGGCGUGACAAGAUGGUGAAAGUUUGGGAUAUGAACACCAAUCGUGCUAAAGAGAUCUAUUGUGUACAAACUAUAGCAUCUGUAGCCAGAGUCAAAUGGCGUCCUGAGCGAAAAUACCACAUUGGGACCUGCUCUAUGAUGGUGGAUCAUAAUAUAUACGUUUGGGACGUGCGUCGGCCGUUCAUUCCCUUUGCCACUUUUGAGGAUCAUAAGGAUGUAACUACAGGCAUUGUAUGGCGCCACCUUCAUGACCCGGACUUUCUUCUCUCUGGCUCGAAGGAUAGCACCCUCUAUCAGCAUAUUUUCCGGGACGCGAAGAGGCCCAUAGACCGUGCCAAUCCAGAAGGCCUAUGCUAUGGUCUCUUUGGUGAUCUCGCCUUUGCAGCUAAGGAAAGCCUCAUCACCUCAUCAUCUUCUUCACAGGACUCCAACCGAAAACCGUACGAUCGACGACACCCAAUCUUUUUCCUUAGAAGACCUGAUCCCAUGGAACCAUUUGAGAACAUUUCUAGUGGGCUCAGUGUUUUUGAGGCUGGGGGAGAUGACAUGCGUUGGUUCGUAGUGACUGCAGAAAGAUAUGCCCUGGCAGGACGCCCUCUAGCAGAGCUAUGUGACCACAAUGCCAAGGUGUCAAGAGAGUUGAAUCGAUUCCAAGUGAGUAACUGAAAUAACACAUAAUUGCCCUAAAAUCUAGGAGCCAGGGGGAGAAGUUAGCAGCCAGAUAACAUUUUCACUAAUCUGCUACACACAAAUGUAAUUUGCCAUCAUGCUCACCAUGCUCUCUUUUGUUUAAUGCAGUAGGAUUGCUUACUGCUUUGUCAGACACUUGGUAGUCAUUGUCUGAGUUUUAGGGGCAAGUCAUUGAUUAUAUUAUUUUCCAGGUUGCCCAGACAUGGACCAUGUUGAGAAUUAUCUAUGGCACACCUGGUACAGUACCUCCUGCCAACCUGAAUCAUAGCAUGGGAAAAGGGAGUGCAUCUCUGCCGCUGCUGAAUAGGUCAGUGCUUACCCCGUUCUACAAGCAAAAAAAAAAAAAAGACCUGUUUGAAGUGGCCCUAAUCUGAUUACUUGUUGCAGCUUUAAAGAAAUGCCUCCAGGCUUGGGCAAUGAGGCGCGGUUAGAGCACAGCAAAGGGGAUAGCCGGGCAGACAGCAUGGAUCCUACGGCAAAUAACAAUGAAGGUGAAAAGGCUGACGCUCAGAACCUUGUACUGUCUGUAGUUCCCUAGUGAACCGUGUAUGUCACUGUGCCAGUUACAGGUAUCCCCAUGUACUGUCAGUGAAUAUAACAUUGGCCAGACGCAAUUUAGCAAGUUUGAGACAGGCUCCGUGUGAUAAUGAGAAUUGUUACUUUACCAUUACUCAGAACAAGUUUAGCGAGGGUAAAAUUUUCAUUGUCCAACGAAAUAUGGAAAUCAAUUUAUUUCCCCCCCUUUCCUCCCCAACAAAGUGUUUGUGUGUGUGUGUGUGUGUACGAACACACAGCCCACACCACCCACCCACCAUUGUUGGAAUACCAGAUUAAGGGGAAUAACAAGGAAAAAAUCUGUCCAUUUCAAUUUACAUAAAUUGGAGCUUUUUGUAUGUGGAUCUUCACCUUUUUAGACAAUAAACCAUAUCCUGGAAUGAAUUAAAAACCCCAGAGUAAAUCUCCUGAGUGAGCUAUCUAUACUGCAUAGACAGUUGAACGGAAUUUGACCCUGACUGGUUUAUGCAAACAUUUAUUUUUCUUAAUUCGGUAAAUGUCAUUGCAUGUCCCUACCAUUUCAUUCUUACCGUGGAUUGUUGGAUAUUAAGGCUGUGACCGCUAAUGGCACAGCUAGGGAUGUCUGACUUCAUAUACCUACCCAUAAAAACUUAAAUUGUAAUUUGAAAAGGAAACUGCAUAUUGAAGAACAAAAUAGAGUUGGCGAGCACCUAUACACAAAGUCCUACUCCUCGAAAGCCCUAUUUAAGAAAAAUGGUGUAGAAAUCCUAGUGCACAGGCGCUGCCCGUUUAAGACCCUCACCACCCAUUCUGACACAGCUGGCAGGUACAUAAUCCUCACGGGGACCAUACAGACCACCAUUUACCACUUGAUAAACCUUUACGCUCCCAACCAACCCGACCCAGAGUUCUGGGAACAACUACACAACGAGAUACAGGCUCUAACACAUGGGGUGUUAAUAGUUGGGGGAGAUUUCAAUUCAACGCCUUGCCUGGCGACAGACCGAAGUUCACCAAAGGGGACGCGAUGGCCGCUAGGGGGACAAGAUAAGUUACUAGCCAAAUGUGGUAAAUCUAGCCACUUUUGGAUCACAUUGCUGUACCUGCAAAGGUUGUCUGUACAAGCCGCUGGACUGUUGUAUUCCAAUGUAUGCCUGUAAUGUUAUACCAUAGAGCAUUCGUAUGCUAGCAGCCGAAAGCCGCUAGCAUUCAUAUGUUCGUUUCACGAACAGGGACUUUACCUGCUGUUCGUGAAACGAAUAAAGUACCGAAAAGGAGCCCACACACAGAGGGUCAUGUGGCUCCCAUUAGCCGAUUGCAACAUUGUUGCAAUCGGCAGUUAAUUAUGUUCCUAGGUGGCCGUCGUUCGGCUACUGACCACGCGGUGGGCGCCCAUCUUGGAUCCUUUGUUCACCCAGCGGUGUUUGGUCAUCGAGCACGUGGAACUAAAAUCGGCUAUUCGACGGGGUGAACACCGCUGGGCUUCCAGGCGUUCGGGAGCUCCGGUCUUUCAAUAUUGUGUUUCCCCAUCGGUGUUCGGUAUUUUCAGGUGAACAUGAUGUGAAAGUGUAUUUCGUGCGGUAUUCUCACGAAAGGUGCGCUCAGACCCCAGCUAUCUACCGAACGGUCGUUCGGUAAUAUAAGGUGAAUAAUGUACAAGUUAUGCAUUUUUAUGUAAAAUGUUAGUUCUGCUGCCCGGAGGGAUAAUCCACUUAACGGGAUAUUUCAGUGGGAGUAUCCCUCCCGGGCAGCAGUGCCUGAUGGGAGAAAUGUCCAGAUUGUGAAGUCCCCCAUGUAGUCCCCUACUGUAUAACCCCUGAAAUGUCAGUAGGGAAACCCCUUGCAUGGGGACUUGCAUAAAUACUGUGACCUGUGAAUAAAAGCUCAGUUGACUCCCAGAACUGUGUUUCGUCCGGUUACUGGGGGAUUUGGGAUAUUGCCUUACUUUUCAGCGCUUUACUUUUGUAUUACUUUCUGUACCAGCGGAGAUCUUGAGAUUUAAUAUUGCAGCUACGCUACACCAAAUUCAUACAAAAAAUGAAAUUACUGGACCCCUGGAGGUUACAACACUCCGAGACUAGGGAUUACUUUUUUUAGUCGGCGGCCCACUCAACGUUCUCCCAAAUUGACCUCUUCCUGACGAACCAAGGAGUUAUCCCAUGGAUCCAGUCCGCGCAAGUUAACCUCAUGACGUGGUCGGACCACGCAGAUAUCGAACUCACACUAAGAUUGCCAGGUGCCACAUCCCCAUGGAAAUGGGACUGAACGACGCACUAUUAAAAGACACAGAGCUGGCAAAACAAAUACAGGACGAACUAACUGCCUACUUCGCAAUAAAUGACACACCAGACCUAACACAAUCCAUGAUAUGGGCCGCCCAUAAAGCGGUCAUAUGCGGAACCUUGAUUAAAAUAGCGACUAGACGUAAGAAACUAAAAGCCGAAACCCUUUUUGAGCUCCAGAAGGCGCGGAAAUGUGACACAAUCACCCACAACUCGGGGACUUCAAGAAAUUAGGGUCAUACGACAUAAGAUACGAAACACAAAGCAGUAGAAGACCUGGGGAGAGACUAAAUCCGCAAGAGAUGUCUCUUUUAUGAGCGCGCCAAUAAAAUGGCUAGGGCACUAAACCCCAAAUCGAAAUUUCACACAGUAAUGGCCCUACGAGACGCGAGCGGACGGGUAACCCACAACACUACAGAAACAAACCAAAUCUUCACAGACUACCUCACUAAAAUAUACAACCACUCUCCAGAUCUGAAUGAUGGCAACAAAGCCUAUGACCAAGCGGUCAGAAACUUCGUGGCCAAGACCAAACUGCCCGAGCUGGGACACGAAGCACUACAAGCACUAGGGGCUCCAAUAGACGAAGACGAAUUCGACAGAGCAAUAACCGCCCUGAACGGCGACAAGGCCAGACUGGUUUGGCCAGACUGGUUUGGCGGCACAUACUACAAGACCCUGUGGGAGACACUGACCACUCGACUGGUGGGGGUGUUUGGUGACUGGAUGGCGGGCACGAGCCCGAACCCAGACAUGGCCGACAUCACACUCAUCCCCAAGCCCGGAAAAGACACAACAGAUGCGGCAAACUAACGACCUAUCUCUCUCAUAAACUUUGAUGUGAAGCUAUUCGCAAAAAUCCUGGCAACAAGGCUAAACCCCUGACCACCCGGGUCCAUCCGGACCAGGUGGUUUUCAUGCCAUCGAGACAACUGUAUGAGAACAGACCUCAUAUGGAGGGCGCGGAGGAUGGGGACGCCUUCUCUGAUACUCUCGCUGGACGCGGAGAAGGCAUUCGACAGGGUCCAGUGGCACUUCCUCUUCACACUACUGAAACACCUACGAAUGCCGGAUCCGUUCAUCAUAGGGAUUAAAGCCCUAUACACAGAACCCAGGGCACAAACAUACAUACCGGGAUCGACCCCGACCCCCUUCAGACCUAGAAAUGGCACCAGGCAGGGAUGCCCCUUAUCCCCCCUGCUGUUUGUCCUGGCACUGGAGCCACUCCUACAACAGAUCCAGAUAAACAAGACAAUAGAGGGACUGCGGGUGGGUGGGGAAGGAAUAUAAAGUCGCGGUGUACACGGACGAUGUAAUAAUAACACUCGCCAACCCUCGGCACUCUCUACCCCAACUGUUGGCCCUCCCUGGGGAAUACGUAAACGUGUCGGGUUAUAAAAUCAAUCUAGAGAAAUCGGUAGCCAUGCCGAUUGAGAUGGAUCAGGAUGAGAUUACCAGGAUAAAAUCAAUGUACCCACUAAAGCUCACAACCACCAACAUCCCAUCCAAACUACCUGCCCCGCUAUCCUCAAAUCCAUAAGGAUUUGGGGCCUAACAGCCACCAUUAUGCAUUAAAACACAUGCACUCACCCCGUACCUACGAAAUGGGGCGUUUGAGCCCGGGCUGUGUUCGCGCUACUUCAGAGGCAUCGAGGAUACUGGGGUCCAGAGAUACCACCGAUACCACCACUUCUACGAAAACGGAACAUUCGACUACCUAAAAACCCUCGCCACCCUUGACCACGAAAAAUGUAUUUUAGAUACAUACAACUACAGGACUUCGCUAAAAAUCCAGCGAUACGGAAUGAUGCCCAAACCCAAAUGACGUUCUACGAACGACUGUGCACUUCAAAGACUGAACAGAAAGGCCUUAUUUCCACCAUAUACACACAACUCAGUGCACCAGACAAGGACGACAAAGAACCCAGACAUAUUGGACAGUGGAAGACCAACUUGGGACAGGUACUAGAGGGAGAGGACUGGGCGGACAUUUGGGAGGCGACUGCAAAAACCUCAAUAUGCGUUCUACAACAAGAACAAACUUAUAAAAUGCUGAUGAGGUGGUACACCACCCCAGUGCAACUACAUAGAAUGGGUAAAACCAUGACACACAUUCUGGAAAGGGUGUGGGGAUAAGGGCACGUUUAAGAAUAUGUGGUGGGACUGCCCACAAGUAGGCGGAUUCUGGAAAAGGGUACAGACAUUACUUACGGACGUCCUGAAGAAACACAUUGAUCUGGACCCCUGGUCCAUCCUACUGUGCAAACCCACGGACGGCCUCCCAAGGAGGGAGCAACAGCUCCUUAACAAACUCACACUGGCGGCUCGACGAGCCUUAGCCCAGGCGUGGAUGAAACCCAUAGUUCCGUCAAUAAACUACGUCAUAGUGAAGCUCAAGGACACAUAUCUGAUGGACAAACUCACAGCCCAGGUCAGAAACACUAAAAACCUCUCUCACAAAAUCUGGCAACCCUGGGAGGACUAUGCCGGGGACUAAUCACCACUAAAUUACAUAGGACCAGAAACAGGAGACUGAGGGCUGGGAGCGACCCACCAUGCAUCCCAGCACCAAACCCCAAACAUAACAUGGUAGAAAAUAGCACCAGAAGCCACUGGGCAUGCACACUACACUGGAACAGCUCGACAAUAGUUAACACCUAUCCGGGCCCUGGGUGGAGAACCCUGACAGGGCCACAACCCAUUAACAAAGUCCCAAGGAGGCAAAUGCCAAAGAUUCCUGUGGGGUAGGACCAAGGCUGUAAGACCAAGCACCACGCCCAAACCCCGAGGUUAAUUAACCUUGCUGGCCCAACGGGCACCAACUCCAAAAAAUGUACACAGUAAAAUAACAGAAAAUGUGGUGCACCACCAAAUUUGGAUAGAUCUCUACUACUAGGAACUGGCCUCACCUUUGCUGUAGGGACCAGUGCUGAAUGAUAUUUUUACUAUUAUAGAUAAAAAAAACUUGGCGUCGGGCGAACAUCCUCAGAGUAUAACCCUUUUAUAUGUGAAAACGCUGUAUGAAUGUACCCAGAAUACCAAUGCAGAGAUACCCGUAUGUAACAAGAAAUGUAUGUAUUUUCUAAAUCUCUGCACCUGUGCAAGCUGACCAAUGUUGAUGUAACGCCUGAUAUGUCAAGACAAAAAUAAAGAAAUAAAAAAGAGUUGGCGAGGGUAAUAAAGAUUGCAAUUCCUUUAUUUAUUUUAAUUCUUUGCUUUAGUAUCUCAUCUGUCCAGUUAUGAAAAGGGAUCUGCCUUCCAUCAUUGGAUAGCUAUACUGCAACCAGAGCCCUGUGUCUUAGGAUAGUUCAUUUCCUUUAUAAGCCAUUUUAUUAGGGUACUUGGUUGAGGACUAAAAUGCCCCCUUGUGAAGGCACCAUCUUGUAUUUCGAAUCUUCGUAGGCACAGGUUGUCUCUUGUGUGACCGUGUUUUAUGCUCUAACAAUUUCCAUCUCUGAACAGAGAACGAGGAGACGGAGGGCAGUGAUGUCCCUGCUGAUUAUAUGUUUGGAGACGUUGAGGGAGACGAAGAUGAACUUUACAUGAUGGAACAUGAACCUCCUGGUAAGUCCUUUUGCAGGAAACUUCAGACCUGUGUAUAUCUUUCUAGAACAGGUCCUGUGUUUGAGGCACGUAUAUUGAGAAUGUGGAAAUGGAAUCAAGACAACUGGAUAGUGAGUGGUCUCUGCUCUCCCAAACAGAUUGACAAAAACCUGGGGGUAACCCCCAUAGCCUGUACUGAGCUACAGUGGUUAUUUUAUUUAAAGUGUGCCUUUUAAUAAUAAAACAAAACUCUUGGGGUAUGUCUGCUUUCUGAAAUGGAACUAACAGAGCAUCUCAAGCAGAUCCAGGUUUCCCAAGAUACCAUGAAAUCGUGUCAAUGCACCUAUUUUGCAGCUACCCUCCUGAUAAAGUCUUGUCUCUAUGAUAAGAUUAAUGUGUUCUGAAGCCUUUAGUUGGCCGAUCACCUGGUUGAUUUGUAUAAUAGUAUUUCCAAGAACUAGAAUACACUUGGCAUUUAUUUGCUAAACUAGACAUUGUGGUAACUGACAAAAUCACUGCAAAUUUUAGAGCAAACUAAGUUUUUAAAUUCGGCUAAAAAUGUUUUGCUUUUAUUGUUGGCUCUCAACAGUUGUCGGUUAAGUGCAUAAAGACCUCAUUAUGAAUUUCUUAUUCAUUCUGCAGCUGAGGAACAGGAGUUGGUGCUUCCACAGGAGGGAUUUAACUUGCGUCAUGAAAUCACAGAAGACCCCUCCGCUUUAGACCACCUGCAGGAGAAGGCCGAUUCCCCCCACGUGAGUGGCAACGAGGCAGAAGCAGUGUCUCUGACUCCAGUGGAGUCUUUCUCUCUUAUCUCCAUCUCCCAUGCCCUCUAUGAAAACAAACUGCCCUCCGACUUCUUCAGCCCAAUCGUGCGUGACAUGCUGCGCUUCUACGCCGAGCAGGGAGACGUGCAGAUGGCCGCGUCUGUCCUCAUCGUGCUUGGAGACCGAAUACGCAAAGAGAUAGACGAACAAACACAGGUACUAAAAGGUUGGCCUGGUGUUAAAAGUGGCUAAAACAGGAGGUUUCCUAAAAAAAUUUUAUUGGGCACUGGAUGCCCACCAAUAACAAUGUUCCCAUGAACUUAUGUGGAAUUCUUAAUCACAACAGCUUUAAACCGUUGAAGGCAUUGUUUGAUGCAUUAUAACAUCUUAAUGCAUCUGCACAGCUGAAGUGUUCUGAUCAGUCAUAAUCUCUAAACAGGCUCUAUGCCUUGUAUUUGCACCUUGACAGCUGGCAAAUGCCUCUGAUAGGCACAGUCUGAUGGUGUAUACGUGUAAUAAACUGAGCAAGUGAUAAUGUUUAGGAAUGUGGGGAGCAGGGCUUGGCAGAAUGGAUGUGGUUUCCUUCUGAUCACUCAUUGACUGAAUGAUAAAACAUUGACCUGAACAUACCUACACUUGUACAUAGAUGUAGUCUAGUAGCAGCUUAAGGGUCUCUAUAACAGAGACCGCAAGGAAGAUCCUCUAGCAAACCAUACAAGUGUGACCUAAAGGGGAACUGCCACUUCCCAAGAUUUUUAACUUUCUAUUUAUGUAUCCCUGAAUAUGUAUGUAUUUAAUGAAUAUGUGAGAUGUUCUAAAGUAAAUGUAGAAAUUCUUACCUCAUUAGUCUACAACUCGAUGCCUCCAUCGCUCCUUGUCAAUCACUGUUAUAAGCUCUGUCCUUUUCACCUAGCUGUCAGUGUACAGAGCACAUUCUGAGAAGAGUAGAAAUAAAACCAUGUUUUCUGUUCUUACCUGAACUGGAUUAUCAUUAAGCUAAAUCUUUAAUAAUAUAAACAAUAAAGAUAACUGAGCAUGUCAUUAGAACACAGUUAACACAAUUUAUAGGUGAGUUUCUGCGUUUUAUAAAAUGGUGUGAAUUCCAGAAAUGUGACUAUUUCCCCUCUUAACUCUGUUCUAGGAGCACUGGUUCACCUCCUAUAUAGAUCUUCUUCAACGAUUCAAGCUGUGGAAUGUCUCCAACCAAGUGAUCAAACAGAGCACCUGCGGCGCCAUCAACUGCCUCAACCAAGCGUCCACCACUCUCCACAUCAACUGCAGUAACUGCAAGAGGCCCAUGAACAAGAAGGGCUGGAUCUGUGAUCGGUAAGUGCUGCCAGGAUUGUAGGGAGGUCACCUUCAAAAAUAUACCUGGACCCCAGUAGGAGCCUUGUUGUGGAGAUUAAAAAAUAAAUAAAUUUACUUUACUUAUUUUUCACAAAUUACACUGUUGCCAUGUAUCCGGGCUAUAUUAAUUCUCCUUUCCUUUGGUCUAGGUGCCGGCAGUGUGCCAGCAUGUGUGCGGUCUGCCACCAUGUAGUGAAAGGCCUGUUUGUCUGGUGCCAGGGCUGCGGUCAUGGAGGACACCUUCAACACCUCAUGAACUGGAUGCAGUCGAAUUCUCAGUGCCCGGCUGGCUGCGGCCAUCUCUGUGAAUACAGUUGAAUAAUAUAUAUUUUGCAAUAAAUCGGCAGCUCUCCUCCAAUCCCAUGGAGUGUUGACCACCAUAGACUCAAUCGAUGAACCCAACCCAGAAUACAGAAAAGGACCUUGUAAAUCUGCGUGUCCUUGGAACCGUUUUAAAAUGCUACAAUUGGAAAUAUUGGUUUGUAAAUAUGCUCUUUUAUGGAAAGUCGUCUUAUGUAGACGGUAUUGGAUACAUGUAUUGUGCUACCUACCCAGCCCUAACAAAAUCAAGUAGAUGAUUUCAGCCCUUCUUCCCCUUUUAUUAUAGACAUUGGAUGAAAAGAUCCUAAAAUCUCCCAUCUGACCUUUGCCAAGAAUGGCUGAAUAUAGGAAUACAAACCAUGCACCGAUCUCCAUUUUUGUUUUGUUUAUUUUUGUCCCUGCCCUCUUUUCUUGCACUAAUUUGUUACCAAACACCAGGCCAAUUACUAGGUCAGAGCAUGAACCAAGAGUCAGGCAGCUAAUUAUCUGAAACCAUUGCCCAGCAAAGCACUUGGUUAGCUAAACUGCCGUACAUCUACCACUGGCUGUGUCGGUCAUCCCAGACAAUUUGUGCCAUUAGUUCCUUUAGCUGCACAGAAUUGACACGCAGCAAGCAUGAACGGACAUUCAUCUGUUCAGAUUUAUUACGUGUUAUCCUUUCGACUUUUUAUUUUUUUUGAGGCUGAAGUGACCACUUUUUUCCUUUCAGAAGGAUAUCUAUUUUUGAAUUUGAGAUUGCUGACAUUGCCUCUAGGGUCAAAAAAAACACAGCCUUCAACUUAGCUGCUAGUUUUUCUGUAAUGGAUGUCCGCUCUGAAACUGGUCCUCGAAAAUUCUUUUAACCCCUUAAGGACACAUGACGUGUGACAUGUCAUGAUUCCCUUUUAUUCCAGAAAUUUGGUCCUUAAGGGGUUAAAAACCACACAAGCUUCCGUUAUAUCCUGUUCUGAAAAGGAGGAUCAGUUAGUGGAUGAGUUGUUGACAGAUUUACCUGUACUAAUAAUAGAGCCACCUUUUCAUCACAUAAGGAUGUUGACUGGACGAGAAUUUUUGGACAUGUGAGGAGACAAACCAUUGCAGAAGGCAGAUCAAACUCACUCCAGGACACAGUCAUGCUUUAAAAACACUUACGGUGAAGACCUGAGACCUAGGGUUUGGUACAACAAAGAGCUCACCAGUAUGGAUUUAUUCAGAGGUCAAUUGCCCCCCCCUGUUGCUUAAAUCAAAUUUUCUACCCUCAAAGAACCCCCAGCAGUGGAAGGUUCGAGGUUCCCCUCCUAUGAGCACAUUGGCUCUUUCAUUGGCACAGGUGGAUCUGUCAAAAUGACUCAUCUACGAAUUGAUCCCGAUGUGCUCGUGGGAGUGUCCCAGAACUAAACUACUAUUGUGGGAUCUGAAUACUGGAUUCCUCUCUCAAAAUACAAUUUUAGCAGAGCCCUGCGCUGCCCAGCCCCGCCCCCUCAUGUUUUAGAUAUCUUUAGAUUAUUCUCACCCCCCCUUUUUUCUUUUUGUUUUGAGGAUUUAUUUUCUCACAUUUGAACAUUUAUUUUAAUUUGUUUAACCCUUUUGAGGUAGGAUCGUGACCCGUAAAAAAAUAGUCCACUGAAAGGGUUAAAUGCUGAGCAGGAUCCAGGUUACCAUUAAAUUUUGUAGC
This is a messenger RNA of Pelobates cultripes (western spadefoot toad), 18788 nucleotides long. The record is from the annotation of a GenBank genome assembly. NCBI's taxonomy places the organism in Eukaryota, Metazoa, Chordata, Amphibia, Anura, Pelobatidae.